CAACAAGAUGGGCAUCAAGGAGCGGAUGCGGCUGAGCAGCUCACAGCGCCAGGGCAGCCGUGCCCGGCAGCACCUGGGGCCCCCCCUGCACCGUUCCCCCAGCACUGAGGACCUCCCCGAGGCCUCCAGCCCCACCAAGGUGCAGAAGAGUUGGAGCUUCAACGACCGCACGCGCUUCCGAGCAUCCCUGAGGCUUAAGCCGCGCACCCCGGUUGAUGAUUGCCCACCGGAGGACAGUGGUGAGGAGAAGAGCUCCCACUGUGACCUGACCUUCGAGGACAUCAUGCCAGCAGUGAAGACUGUCAUCAGGGCUGUGAGGAUCCUAAAGUUCCUGGUGGCCAAGAGGAAGUUCAAGGAGACUUUGCGUCCCUACGACGUCAAGGACGUCAUCGAGCAGUACUCGGCUGGACAUCUGGACAUGCUGGGCAGGAUCAAGAGCCUGCAGACACGUGUGGACCAGAUCGUGGGCAGGGGAGGCCUCACUGGGGACAAGAAGCUGCGGGAGAAGGGGGAAAAACCAGCACUGGAGACAGAGCUGGUGGAUGAGCUCAGCAUGAUGGGACGUGUGGUCAAAGUGGAGCGGCAGGUGCAGUCCAUCGAGCACAAACUCGACCUGCUGCUUGGCCUCUACUCCCAGUGCCUCCGCAAGGGCUCCACGAACUCCUUCAGCCUGGCUGCAGUGCGGGUUCCUCCCUGCGAGCCUGACAUCACCUCUGACUACCACAGCCCCGUGGACCACGAGGACAUCUCGGUCUCUGCCCAGACCCUGAACAUCUCCAGGUCUGCCAGCACCAACAUGGACUGA
Messenger RNA from Acanthisitta chloris (rifleman), 805 nucleotides. RefSeq names its product potassium voltage-gated channel subfamily KQT member 4-like. Gene Ontology annotation, molecular function: voltage-gated potassium channel activity. The record is from RefSeq and is a predicted model, not a curated record. The annotation marks the transcript as partial. The transcript has 5 exons. Gene Ontology annotation, biological process: potassium ion transport. Gene Ontology annotation, cellular component: membrane. NCBI's taxonomy places the organism in Eukaryota, Metazoa, Chordata, Aves, Passeriformes, Acanthisittidae.